AUGCCAGCGAGUGACAUCUUCCUUCUUGCGUCUCACAUCGAUUAUUACUGUGUAGGAUCUAUAUUUCUAACUUGGACCGACUGCCAUUCCACUGGAACUUUCCACUUCUUCCCCUCUCCCUUUCCACUUCUUCCCCUCUCCCUUUCCACUUCUUCCCCUCUCCCUUUCCACUUCUUCCCCUCUCCCUUUCCACUUCUUCUUCCCUUCUUCCCUUUCCACUUCUUCCCUUCUUUCCCUUCUUCCCCUCCCUUUCCACUUCUUCCCCUCUCCUUCUUCCCUCUCUUUCCACUUCUUCCCCGUAUCCUUUCCACUUCUUCUUUCGACACGUCUCAUUAUCUGCCGAUUGCUGAGCCCAAUUUGCUGGAGCGCGGGACUGUUGGAGACGUUGUGGUGGGCUCGUCGGUGAUUUCGGCCCGAAAAUUGGCAGGCGACAAUCAUAUCAUUACUGAAUUUGUUGUCCGAAAUUGUUCAAAAUCGACCGCGCUUCAACUCGUCCGCGUCGCCGCUUUCCCGAACAUCUCCGUCUCUCGUAUCACAGUUUUCCUCCAGGAUUAUAGCCAUUUCUUAUGCCGAUGUCUUUCUUUAGCGCAAUCUCAUAAUCACUUCUCUAAUGCCGACUCGACAAACUGGCUUCUUAUUUCAUUUGUGUACCAUUCUCAUUUCAAGAAGGUUGAAAGCCUAUAA
Molecule: messenger RNA, 684 nt
Organism: Acanthosepion pharaonis
Lineage: Eukaryota; Metazoa; Mollusca; Cephalopoda; Sepiida; Sepiidae
Source: the annotation of a GenBank genome assembly